AUGAAAGGCUCUGGUCUUCCCCUCUGCCUUCUUUCUGCUGUGUUUUAUGUCUUCUGGACACCUUCUGCCAGGCUGAAGACACUCCAUUUGGGAAGCUGUGUGAUCACCACAACUCUUCAGGCAAUUCGAAGUGGAUUUUCAGAGAUACAGGACAGACAACCCAAAGAUGAAAUCAUUGACCUCAGAAUCUUGAGGAAGACUCAGCCUUUGCAAGACCCGAAGCCUGCAGGUCAGUGCUGCCUCCUCCGCCAUAUACUGAGACUCUACCUGGACAGAGUAUUCAAAAACUAACAGACCCCUGACCACCGUAUCCUCCAGAAGAUCAGCGGUCUCGCCAACUCUUUUCUUACCAUCAAGAAGGACCUCUGUCUCUGUCAUGCCCAUAUGACAUGCCCUAGUGGGGAGGAAGCAAUGGAGAAAUACAGCCAGCUUAUGAGCCACUACGAAGAGCUUCAGCCUCAGGCAGCAGUGGUGAAGGCUUUGGGGGAGCUAGACAUUCUCCUGAGCUGGAUGGAGAUGGACUAG
Messenger RNA from Globicephala melas (long-finned pilot whale), 525 nucleotides. RefSeq names its product interleukin 20 (gene IL20). The record is from RefSeq and is a predicted model, not a curated record. Gene Ontology annotation, molecular function: signaling receptor binding. NCBI's taxonomy places the organism in Eukaryota, Metazoa, Chordata, Mammalia, Artiodactyla, Delphinidae.